Messenger RNA from Nematocida ausubeli, 438 nucleotides. RefSeq lists its product as uncharacterized. NCBI's taxonomy places the organism in Eukaryota, Fungi, Microsporidia. Gene Ontology annotation, biological process: dUTP catabolic process; dUMP biosynthetic process. Gene Ontology annotation, molecular function: magnesium ion binding; dUTP diphosphatase activity. The transcript has a single exon. The coding region runs from base 1 to 438 and encodes 145 amino acids. The record is from RefSeq and is a predicted model, not a curated record.
AUGUCAAGGGAAGAAGACGUCUUCAAAGUGCAGCUGCUGACAGAGCAUGCAACUUGUCCUAAAAUUGCCACAAAAUUAAGUGCUGGAUAUGAUUUAUACGCACAGAGUGAUGGGGUGAUUUUGGCAGGUAAACGGAAGAAAAUAGAUUUAGGCUGUACAGUGGAAAUUCCAACUGGAUACUACGGGCAAAUAUGCUCCAGAUCAAGUCUUUCCCUAAAAAAUGGAAUUAUGACAAUGGGAGGCGUAAUUGAUGCAGACUACAGAGGGGAACUGUCUGUUCUAUUAUUUAACUGCAGUGAGACAGACUUUCACUACUCAAAGGGCGAUAGAAUCGCACAAAUGGUGAUUAUAAAGAUAUAUACAGAGGCACCUAUUCUAGUAAUGGAAGUAAGUGCUACAAAUAGAUCAGUCGGUGGAUUCGGAUCAACAGGAGUUUAA